Molecule: messenger RNA, 1145 nt
Organism: Kogia breviceps (pygmy sperm whale)
Lineage: Eukaryota; Metazoa; Chordata; Mammalia; Artiodactyla; Physeteridae
Source: RefSeq, a predicted model, not a curated record
CUGAUUCGGCCGGAGCUGCCAGCGGGGUGGCUGCCGCCGCGGCUUAUUACAGCUGCUGGAGCAGCAGCGGCCCUCAUCCCCGGGCACCCCUCCCGGGCCUCGAGCUCCGACCCCGCAGGUUGCACGGUGAGGGCAGCAGGAUGAAUGUGGGAACGGCGCACAGCGAGGUGAACCCCAACACGCGGGUGAUGAACAGCCGUGGCAUCUGGCUUUCCUACGUGCUGGCCAUCGGGCUUCUCCAUGUCGUGCUGCUCAGCAUCCCCUUUGUGAGCGUCCCCGUCGUCUGGACCCUCACCAACCUCAUCCACAACAUGGGCAUGUACAUCUUCCUGCACACGGUGAAGGGGACCCCCUUUGAGACCCCAGACCAGGGCAAGGCGAGGCUGCUCACCCACUGGGAGCAAAUGGACUAUGGAGUCCAGUUCACGGCGUCUCGGAAAUUCCUGACCAUCACGCCCAUCGUGCUGUACUUCCUCACCAGCUUCUACACCAAGUACGACCAGAUCCAUUUCAUCCUCAACACUGUGUCCUUGAUGAGUGUACUCAUCCCCAAGCUGCCCCAGCUCCACGGAGUCCGGAUUUUUGGCAUCAAUAAGUACUGAGGGUGCAGCCCCUUCCGCUGCCUGGGACGGCAGGGGAGGGGUGGAAGCCUGUGCCGUGAUGCUGAAGACAGAAGGAGCCGCUGGGUACCGCCAGAGACGGGGGGCUGAGCCGCUGGGCCCUAGUUUCCCCCUCACUUCCCGCAGUAGCAGACCUGCAGUAGUUUGGGGGGGGCCCCCCUGGGGCUCUGACCCCUCCUGAUUUUUUUGAUCUUUUCCUUUUGCCUCAGGGGGGUGCUCCUGGAACGGGCUGGGCUCCUGGGCUGAGCACAGACCUAUGAGGUUGGGACAAGAGGCCAGGGAAGCCCCCUGCUCGCGUGCCCCUCCUUGGCCUGCUAAAGCACUUUAACCCCUGUGAGCAGGCCAGAGGGAACGGUACAGCUUCUAGUUUGUUUCACUUUAAUUCUUAAGUCUUUAGGAUGACACUUAGUGUGUGCUUAUAUAUACACGAAAGCAGUUGUGUGAGAGUGCCUCAUCCCUCUGGGUAGAGAAUUGUCUAAUUCAAGUCAGACAGCUCCCGUACAGCCCCCCCCUGGGGUACUAGGU